AUAAACCUGCCCACAACCCAAUUCACGCCGCCGCCGUCCUCCCCCCUUCCCCUCCCCCACUUCUUCCUCCUCCUUCUUUUUCUAAGUUGCGCCGCCGCCGCCCGCUUCUUCUACCGGUGGUCGCCGGUCCCCGCCGCUGCCGUUUCAGACCUCUUUGGCCAAUUUUUUCCGGCGGCGGAAAACAUAAAUAACUAAAUGAAAUGAAAAUUGAUUUAUGCCAGUGCAGUACGAGCCAGCAGUAGGGACGGCCUAAUUUGUUUCUGGCAUCUUUCCACGUUGUCUGUGGCUUUGCCGCCGUCGGCCUAGUUAGUUUUCUUCACCGUCGUGUUUGGAUUCACAGCGCAGUUGUCUCCGUCUACGUCUUUAUCUUCCUCUUAUCUGUUUCUGCUUAGUCCGUCUUCAUCUUGCUCGGCUAAACCACCACGUGAAGAAUGCUUUCAGGUGUGAAUGUGGGGAACCUGCAUCAAUCUCAUUUCUUUUCUACCCACAAAUGGCAAGAUCUAAAUCGGAAAGGAAUGCAUUUAUCUAGAAAACAGACCUUACCCACAACAAUUAUGGCUUGUGCAUUGAACCAAUCAACAAAAGUUUCUUUCACACACAAGGGUGAAGAGAAUAGACCUCUGGUUAAAAUGUGCGGUAUCACAUCAGCUAGAGAUGCAGCCAUGGCAGCAGAAGCUGGUGCAAAUUUUAUUGGGAUGAUUCUUUGGCCUAACUCGAAACGAUCUAUUUCCCUCUCUGUUGCCAAAGAGAUUUCGAAAGUGGCGCGGGAACAUGGAGCCGAGCCUGUUGGUGUGUUUGUAGAUGAUGAUGCAGACACUAUCUUAAGAGCUUCUGAUGAAGCUGACCUUGGAUAUGUGCAGCUCCAUGGGAAUCGUUCUCGAGAUGCUUUUCAAAACAUAGUGAAAGAUAUCCGGAUAAUAUAUGUUCUACACGCAAAUGAAGAUGGAAAACUUUUGAAUUCAAUUUCGGAUGAGCGAUCAUCUCAAGUUGAUUGGAUUCUUGUUGAUAGUGCUACAGGUGGCAGUGGGAAAGGCUUUAACUGGUCAAAGUUCAAAUUACCUGCUAUCAGUAGCAAACAUGGAUGGCUAUUAGCUGGAGGAAUUAACCCUGAGAAUGCAUAUGAAGCUCUAACGACUCUUCGGCCACAUGGGAUUGAUGUUAGCAGUGGCAUUUGCGGUCGUAAUGGGAUUCAAAAGGAUAAACAGCGGAUAUUGUCUUUCAUGAAGUCAGUCAGUUCUGUGCAUUAUUGAGGUAGCAAGUGUGGAUGAAUCUCAAACAAAUGAAUGUGUGAUGGUAUAUGAGCAGAUCAAGACUGUUAACAAUGUUGAUGAUCAAAGGCUAACAAGGUAAGAUUGAAAUCUUUAAUCAUAAAAUGACAUGGAUCUGUGAAUUAUUCUUCUAAUUUAUCCAUGGAUGUAUUAUAAGUGCAGAAAGUGGUGAUAGCAGUAUAGCACUCGAGGACAAAACAUCUGAAUAUUGAUCAUAAGUUGGUGUGCUUAGAUAUAUUUUGGAAC
Molecule: messenger RNA, 1514 nt
Organism: Andrographis paniculata
Lineage: Eukaryota; Viridiplantae; Streptophyta; Magnoliopsida; Lamiales; Acanthaceae
Product: N-(5'-phosphoribosyl)anthranilate isomerase 1, chloroplastic-like
Exons: 7
Coding region: 432-1250 (272 amino acids)
Biological process (GO): L-tryptophan biosynthetic process
Molecular function (GO): phosphoribosylanthranilate isomerase activity
Source: RefSeq, a predicted model, not a curated record